This is a messenger RNA of Sphenostylis stenocarpa, 1452 nucleotides long. Lineage: Eukaryota; Viridiplantae; Streptophyta; Magnoliopsida; Fabales; Fabaceae. The record is from the annotation of a GenBank genome assembly.
AUGGAAAACUCCUUCUCCCUGCGAUUCGCGCUUUUCUGCAUCGCUUCUUUCGUUGCCAUACUCUACGACACCAAGGUCGCCGCCGCCACCAUUGCCACCAACGAAGAAUUCGAAGCUUCCUUACCACCGUCCACGCCUCCACCAACUCCGCACAGUAUCCAAGAACACUCGUUCUUCUCUCACACCGCGCUCCUCCCUCCAAUCUUGUCUCACCUCGGCUUCCAUGAGCUGGCAACAGCAGCGCCGUCGCUCUCGGACGCCGCAACCACGGCUUCCUCAGCCUGGGCCGGUCCUUCCACAAUAUUCGCUCCAUCCGAUGCCUCUCUCCGCACCUGCUUUUCUUGCUCCGUCCCGAACCUCCUCCGCGAACACAUUGUUCCCGGCCUCUUCACCAUCGAUUAUCUCCGGAAACUUGCUUUCGGCACCAAGAUUGAGACCUUGAGUCCAGGCCGUUGCAUCACCGUUACCUCCGAGACGCUCUAUCGGAACACGAACACGAACACGAACAUAAACAACACCGUGGCCGCCGCAAAGGUUUUCAUUGGCGGUGUGGAGAUCACGCAACCCGAUCUCUUUAACAAUGGCAUGGUCGUUGUUCACGGUCUUCAAGGUUUCGUCUCUCCUCUAUCUCCGUUCUCUUGCGACGUGGAGAGGAUGACGUCGCUCUCAUUUCCGUUCCAUCCGGAUCACCGUUCCGCUCACGGUCAGAAUCACCUCCACUCUAACAACGCGGCGGCGCAUCCUUCUAUGAUGCGCCUGAUGCUCCGAGACGCGAUGCUGAGGCUCCGCAACAACGGCUUCAGCAUUCUCGCCCUGGCGAUGAAGGUAAAAUACGCGGAGCUCGUGAUGCUCAACAACAUGACCGUGUUUGCGGUCGACGACCUAUCCAUCUUCUCCGGUUCGCACGCGUACAUCAGCAACGUCAGGUUCCACAUCGUGCCGAACCAUUAUCUGUCGAUUGCGGAUCUCGAGAAGCUUCCGGUCGGGACUGCUCUACCGACGCUGGAACGAGGUCAGCCGCUGCUCAUCACAACCUCAGGAGGAGGAGAGACGCCGGCCCCGAUGAGGAUUAACUACGUGAGAGUUAAGGCUGCGGAUGUGAUCCGCAACGUGAAGAUCGUCGUGCAUAGUGUGUAUUUGCCGUUUCCGCAUAUCAAUCCUGUGGCUGCUGCUUAUGACACUAUCAUAGGCGGUGAAGAACAGAUGCCGCAGGGAACCUGUUCUGCUCUUGAUGGUCAUGGAAGUUGCGUCACUGGUGUGCCUCCUAUGCCUCAGGUCAAGGCAAUGGUGGAGAUCGAAGACCACCAUGGCAUCUUCAGUUCAUUUAAUUCAAAACUAACAUUGGGCAAGGUUGAUGAGCCUAUAGAGUUCAGAGCCAAGGAUACCAUGGAGGUUAUCAAGAAUGACCAGAGAUACCAGAGUCUUGAAAAGCUUCUGAGACGAAUUUGUUGA